AUGACGGGGAUCAGGCCCGGCGAAGACGCUACGCCGGAUACCCCUCUGCACCCUUAUCCACUACAAGAAUGGCGUGUGCCCUGGUCACACAGAAAUAUGUUUUCAAGGAUCAAGAAGCUCUCCGCGGAGGCCGAUGAACAUGGAGUUCAUCAACCAUUAACUCAUCGCCUACCUUGCAUGGUCAUAGCCGCCAACAACCAAGAUGCCUUGCCCUCACAAAAAGCUCUACGAAAGGAGAGGAAGAUUAGCGGGGAGGCUGGCGACAACAAGAAGCGCAAGAAGCACAACGGCGAGACCGUCGAGGAGAAGGCUGAGCGCAAGAAGCAAAAGAAGAGCCAGUUGGGAUCCUGGAGGUAUGGCGAUAGAGGAAACCGCUCGCUGGAGUUCGUCAGCGACCCUGUCACCUGUUAG
Messenger RNA from Neurospora crassa OR74A, 411 nucleotides. RefSeq lists its product as hypothetical. The transcript has 2 exons. Bases 1 to 411 code for a protein of 136 amino acids. The record is from RefSeq and is a predicted model, not a curated record. Lineage: Eukaryota; Fungi; Ascomycota; Sordariomycetes; Sordariales; Sordariaceae.